AUGGAACAGGCGCACAGUACAGCUUCCCGACUGCGAUGGAUUUGCGUCUGCGGCUUGGCCGUUUCGGUGUAUUCACUGUAUGUAAAAGCCAAGCUAAAGGAGGAUGAGCACUAUAGGCCCAUGUGCGACGUGAACGACAAUAUCAGCUGCUCCCUAGUCUUUAAAUCAGGCUAUGGCGAUGGCUUUGGUCUGGGUAGUAUAACCCAAGUAAAUGCGCCCAACGGAAGCAUCGGUUGCAUAUUCUAUGUCCUCUACUUUUUGAGCUCUUUCUUCUAUCGUCGUUGGCUGUGCUUGGCCCAGCUGAUAGUAUGCACUUUGACAUUGCUUCUCUGCGUUUAUCUGGGAUUCCUGCUGCUUUUUGUGUUUUACGACUGCUGUUUGCUGUGCGUGGCCAUCUACUGCAUACACAUUUGGCUCUUUCAGGAAGUCGUAAGGCGAUAUAGACGGCUUUACAUGUAA
Molecule: messenger RNA, 459 nt
Organism: Drosophila erecta
Lineage: Eukaryota; Metazoa; Arthropoda; Insecta; Diptera; Drosophilidae
Gene: Vkor
Product: vitamin K epoxide reductase complex subunit 1
Exons: 3
Coding region: 1-459 (152 amino acids)
Biological process (GO): vitamin K metabolic process; peptidyl-glutamic acid carboxylation
Molecular function (GO): vitamin-K-epoxide reductase (warfarin-sensitive) activity
Source: RefSeq, a predicted model, not a curated record